Effrenium voratum is the source of this 538-nucleotide messenger RNA. NCBI's taxonomy places the organism in Eukaryota, Dinophyceae, Suessiales, Symbiodiniaceae. The record is from the annotation of a GenBank genome assembly.
GUCCACGCUCCUCAUACAGAAGCACGCGACGGAGCUGCUCGUGCUGCUGGAAGACGAGCAGGAUCGGAACUCCCAGGAGCAAGUCUUGGAUAUGUGCCGCCAAGCCUUGACGGCCGUGGAUAUGACGAUGGCAAGGCUGGCGGUGGCCAAGAUACUUCCUCCGGAUGAAAGCUGGUUCCAUGAGACGCGGCACUCGGCGAACGCACCCAUCAAGAAUCAGAAGGGGUUGCGUGCCUUCAAUUUCGGAAAGUCAGACAUGGACAUGCUGGCAGCGCGCUACGGUAUGAUGUCUCCGGACCUGGUGGUGUCAUGGGUGGACAUCCCGAGCACAGCGGAGCGUGGCGUCGUUGACCGCCUCACCUUGCCGCACAACCUCCUGCACGCCGCCACGAAGCGCGGUGUCCGUGUCGUGAUGGAGACCGUAGGAAAUUUUUGGAAGUAUAUGUUCAACUACGUGAGCUUUGUGCGCAGCCUGGACCAGCCAGUGGGCCAGCCUGCUGAGCCGGUCAUGCUGCAGUUCUGGCGCCAUCCCUUGGAA